Messenger RNA from Microplitis mediator, 1430 nucleotides. RefSeq lists its product as uncharacterized. The transcript has 3 exons. Gene Ontology annotation, molecular function: RNA endonuclease activity producing 5'-phosphomonoesters, hydrolytic mechanism. Gene Ontology annotation, cellular component: mitochondrion. Lineage: Eukaryota; Metazoa; Arthropoda; Insecta; Hymenoptera; Braconidae. The record is from RefSeq and is a predicted model, not a curated record. The coding region runs from base 56 to 712 and encodes 218 amino acids. Gene Ontology annotation, biological process: piRNA processing.
AACGGAAUAAACAAUCGAAGCUUGUAUUCACUUGCACUGGCAAUUAAUUGUCGUAAUGAUGAAUAGAUUAAUAUCUGUAACACUGUACACUGCAACCGGAUUAAUCACCACGGAAUUAAUUUGGAAACUAUGGAAAAAUUACUUGAGAGAAAAAAUACUGAGCAGAGAAGAUGAAGACAAAGAUAAAGAUGAAGAUGAAAAUAAUAAACUGAUAAGUGAAGUAUUUUUUUUUGCUGAAGAUUCGAUGGGAUGCCGGGCGCAUGCAUCUAGGAAACGACCAUGUGGUUCAAGAUGUCCUAUCAAUUGUAUCAAUCGCAUAAUUCAUUACAUGGACAGCAGUACCAAAACCCUCGACGUCUGUAUGUACAUCGUAACAUGUCAGGAAAUAAUAAACGCGAUUUCGCGUGCCCACAAGAGGAAAGUAAACGUCCGAGUUAUUGCCGACGCCAGUAUGUCAGAAAAUUCAGCAUGCGGUGAUCAGUUGACGCGCCUGAGACGCACAGGCAUUAAAGUGAGGAUCCAGCGAUCAAAGGCCUCAUUGAUGCAUCAUAAAUUUACCGUAAGUGAUAAGCAGACUCUGAUUUACGGGAGCACUAACUGGACAAUGCAGGCGUUCUUCGGAAAUUACGACGGAAUAAUUGUUACCAACCAGAAACAACUCGUCGUUCCUUUUAACGAUGAGUUUGACAGAAUAUGGGAACGGUUGAAAUAAACUUCCAACUCUGACAUUUAUAUUUUAGACGAUAAGUUGAAUCGAGUAUUGAUAGAUUUUAGUUAUUAUCGCAUUAUUUAUAAGUCGAGUUCAUGUUGAUAAGGAUCCAAUCACUUGGAAUUUUUUUACCUGACGUUUAAAAUAUCUGACAAUUUUUUAAAAAAUUUUUUAAUAUCUCAAUAAAUAGUUGAUGAAUGUCAUCAAUCAUUCAUUGGAUUGAUAAAUGAAAUUAAAAUAGCUUGAUAAAAAAUUAAUCAGUAAUUUAUAAUAAUAAAAUAUAAUUUCGUACUCGAGCGGAUGGCAGAGCAAUUUUAAAUAUUAAAAGAUAAUUUGAUUUAAACAUCGGGACAUUAAAUGUAUUACUGGUGCAUUUACCUCAAUAUUUAUAGUCAUCUCAUAAUAAAUGUAUGAGUCUAUAUAUAUAUAUAUAUAUAUUUAUAUAUGUUCGGUAAUUUAAAAGAGUUAAAACCAUUUCUUUACACGAUGCGCUCGAUUAUUAUAUCAGUAUUACGACAUGAACUUGAAAAAUAUACUUAAGCAUAAGCCAGUUGCGUGGGUUACUCGUGUUUUAAUGUAUGUGCAAAAAUACCCACACGAUUUGUUAUUGCUAUGCAUAUUAAAUAUAAAUAUAAAUAUAUAUCUAUCAGCCGUUAAUUGUUUGAAUAAUUUAUCGAGUGCGCGAUGCUGAGAAAAGUAAAAGUUUUUGCAGCGAGAGAUU